CAACUAAAAAACUUGCGCGUGAAUUUUUAUUUUUUUUAUUUCUUUUCUCCCUCUCGAUCUCUCUCUCUUUCUCUCUCGAUGUUGUUCUCGUUAUCUCCGAUGGCGAAACAAAAGGAUCUCCAUAUCUAAUCAGCCAUGUCGUUAGAUUUUAGAGGAGAAUCUUCCGCUGGUCAUCAUCUACAAUCGGAGUUUGGUUGGUCACGAUCUGCAAAGGAAGAGUUUGGUGAACCAAAUCAAUGGUCAAUGAUUCAAUCUGUCUCUCGAUGCUCCAAUCUCUUUCUGAUGAUGGUUCUAUGCUUCUUUUUUGCUGAGAAUUACAUAAUUAAGGUAGGUCAUCUUAGACAUGGGAAUCCAGAAACUUUUAUGGGAGGUGGCAAAGAAAUCAUUCGCUGGAGAUGUUCAAUUGUUGGUGAUGAUGAUUUUGUACUUGUGGACAAAUUUUGCCUCAAGGAUUACAAGUUUGCGCGUGGUGAUGUUGUAGUGUUCAGGUACUAGAUGAAUGGUUAGAGUAUUCACAAUGUCAUUAAAAUGUAAAACUAAUCACUAGAACCUUGCAGAAAAAAAAAAAAAGAAUUUCUAUUUGGGGUAACGGAACCACGCACCAAAUAUCCCAACAUUUUUGGUGGCUUGUUGACUGCCGCGAUUGCGUCACUUGCU
Camelina sativa (false flax) is the source of this 657-nucleotide messenger RNA. NCBI's taxonomy places the organism in Eukaryota, Viridiplantae, Streptophyta, Magnoliopsida, Brassicales, Brassicaceae. The record is from RefSeq and is a predicted model, not a curated record.